UCAAACAGGACGAUUACGGCGGAUAGUCCAAAGGAUGCUGGCUCUCUAGCGGACUAGGGAAAUCGGAAACUCGGAAAAUCGGAAAAUCGGAAGACGGACUUUAACGAACUUCAGAGCGGAUCGGGCCAAAAAACCGAAUUCGAGGAGAGUGAUAAAAGAAACCGCAGGGCAAAAAAAAAAAGAAUAAGAAAAACCGAACCGGAGUCGCGCGCAUUAAGUGAUAAUAAAGUAGCGGCAAUCAUUUUUAAAAUUGUGUGCCAGCAGCUUAUGCAAAUGUAAAAGUCGCUUAAGAGCCAAUUCCCAAAUAUUCCUCAAGUUUCGCCCAAAAGAAAAAGCUAAGCAAGAAAAGCCGCAAUUUAAGUGUGCUGUGUGUGACCAAACAACUUUCAAGCCACCAACAAAACGAAAGUAAAGGAAGAAAAAAUAAAUCCGAAGGACUGGAAGGAAUUGUAAGCCGCAAAUGAACAGCGACAAAUGCCCGGCCCUCUUUUUUGCAGCACAAAUUAUGCAAAUGCUGCGCUAAGUGCGGCAAAAUGCUCGCAAUGCCAGCGACGACAAGCGAACGCCACAACAACUACAACUACAACUGCGGAAAAUAAGGGGAAAAGCGGAAUUAACAGCAACAACUAGUGGAGUCCUGCUCCGCAGGAAUAGGAUAUAGCAAGGAUAUAGCAAUAGCAACAAGGCAGCACCGCCAACACCGGCAGCACUGGCAGCAUCAGCAGCAGUAUCAACGGGCUGCAAAAUGCGCUUUGGCUUAAGGUUGAGCUGCCUUUGGCCAAGCUUUUUAUUAUGGCUAACAUGGAGCAGCGGUGGCAACGGGGACGGCGGCGGGGGAGUUAGCGCACAGCCAUCAUUAACCGAGAAAAUCCCAUUAGGUGCCAUUUUCGAGCAGGGAACCGACGAGGUGCAGUCGGCCUUCAAGUAUGCGAUGCUCAAUCACAACCUGAACGUCUCAUCCCGCCGAUUCGAGCUGCAGGCCUACGUGGAUGUGAUCAACACGGCGGAUGCCUUUAAAUUGUCACGACUGAUUUGCAAUCAGUUCUCACGGGGCGUAUACUCGAUGCUGGGCGCCGUCUCGCCCGACUCCUUCGAUACACUGCACUCCUACUCGAACACCUUCCAGAUGCCCUUCGUGACGCCCUGGUUCCCCGAGAAGGUGCUUACGCCAUCGUCUGGCUUCCUCGACUUUGCCCUCAGCAUGCGCCCGGAUUAUCAUCAGGCCAUCAUUGAUACAAUACAGUUUUAUGGCUGGCGCAAAAUAAUUUAUCUCUACGAUUCCCACGAUGGUCUGCUGCGCCUCCAGCAAAUAUACCAGGGCCUGCGCCCCGGUAACGAGUCCUUCCAAGUGGAACUGGUCAAGCGCAUCUCCAAUGUCAGCAUGGCCAUCGAGUUCCUGCACACGCUGGAGCAGAUCGGGCGGUUCGAGAACAAGCACAUCGUCCUGGACUGCCCCACGGAAAUGGCCAAGCAAAUACUCAUCCAGCAUGUGCGCGAUUUGCGACUGGGCCGUCGCACCUACCACUAUUUGCUGAGUGGUUUGGUCAUGGACGAUCGCUGGGAGAGCGAGAUAAUCGAAUUCGGUGCCAUUAACAUCACGGGCUUUCGCAUCGUGGACACGAACCGGCGGCUGGUGCGGGAAUUCUACGACAGCUGGAAGCGACUGGACCCCCAGAUGAGUGUGGGCGCUGGCCGUGAAUCGAUUUCGGCCCAGGCGGCGCUCAUGUACGACGCGGUGUUCGUCCUGGUGGAAGCGUUCAACAAAAUCCUGCGCAAGAAGCCGGACCAGUUCCGGAACAACGUUCAGCGCCGCAGCCAGACGCUAAUGGUGGCCCAGGCGGCGGCCUCGACGUCCAGCGACGGCUACAACUACAAUGCCAGCGGUGGUGCCAGUGGUAGUGGUGGUGCGGGCGGUGGAUUUCCCGGCAGCGAUUCCGGCGUAUCCGGUGGCAUGGCCUCGCGGGCACUGGACUGCAAUACGGCCAAGGGCUGGGUGAAUGCCUGGGAGCACGGCGAUAAAAUAUCGCGUUAUUUGAGAAAGGUGGAAAUCGAGGGACUAACCGGGGACAUCAAAUUCAACGAUGACGGCAGACGCGUCAAUUACACACUGCACGUCGUCGAGAUGACAGUAAACAGCGCCAUGGUCAAGGUGGCCGAGUGGAAUGACGAUGCCGGGCUGCAGCCACUAAAUGCCAAGUACGUCCGACUGCGUCCGCACGUGGAGUUCGAGAAGAACCGGACCUACAUAGUGACCACCGUCCUGGAGGAGCCCUACAUCAUGCUGAAGAAGGAGGCGUUUAACGAGAAGUUGCACGGCAACGAGCGCUUCGAGGGUUACUGCAAGGACCUCGCCGAUCUGCUGGCCAAGGAACUGGGCAUUAACUAUGAGCUGCGCUUGGUCAAGGAUGGCAAUUACGGCUCGGAGAAAUCCAGCGCCCACGGGGGCUGGGACGGAAUGGUGGGGGAGCUGGUGCGCAAGGAAGCGGAUAUUGCGAUUGCCGCCAUGACGAUUACCGCCGAACGCGAACGUGUCAUCGACUUUAGCAAGCCGUUCAUGUCGCUGGGCAUCUCCAUCAUGAUUAAGAAGCCAGUGAAGCAGACGCCCGGCGUGUUCAGCUUCAUGAAUCCUUUAUCACAGGAAAUUUGGGUGAGCGUCAUCUUCAGCUACAUCGGCGUGAGCAUCGUGCUCUUCUUUGUGUCGCGCUUCUCACCACAUGAAUGGCGGCUCGUGCAACAGCCGCCGCAGCAAUCACAGUCGCCAGAUCCGCAUGCACAUCACGAACAGCUUGCCAAUCAGCAGCCGCCCGGCAUUAUCGGGGGUGCCCCGCUGCCCGCUCCGCCCGGCCCGCCCACUCCGGGCGCCCAGACGGCAGCCGGAGCGGCAGCCCUGCAGGCGGCCCUCUCCGCCGGCAGUCUCGGAGGAGCCGGCGGCUCCGGCUCGACGGCGGUGAACGAGUUCAGUGUGUGGAACGCCUUCUGGUUCUCGCUGGCCGCCUUCAUGCAGCAGGGGUGCGAUCUGUCGCCGAGGUCCGUGUCCGGACGAAUUGCAGCCGCCUCAUGGUUCUUCUUCACCCUCAUACUCAUCUCCUCGUACACGGCCAACCUGGCCGCCUUCCUCACCGUGGAGCGGAUGGUCACGCCGAUCAACUCGCCGGAGGACCUGGCCAUGCAGACGGAGGUGCAGUACGGCACUCUGCUGCACGGCUCCACCUGGGACUUCUUCCGGCGCUCCCAAAUCGGACUCCACAACAAGAUGUGGGAGUACAUGAACUCGCGCAAGCACGUCUUCGUGAAUACCUACGACGAGGGCAUCAAACGCGUGCGCACCUCCAAGGGCAAGUACGCCCUGCUGGUGGAGUCCCCCAAAAACGAGUAUGUGAACGCCCGCGAGCCCUGCGACACAAUGAAAGUGGGCCGCAAUCUGGAUACAAAGGGAUUUGGCAUCGCCACGCCGCUCGGUUCGGCGCUCAAGGACCCCAUCAAUCUGGCCGUGCUGACGCUGAAGGAGAACGGCGAGCUGAUCAAGUUGCGCAACAAAUGGUGGUACGACAAAACGGAGUGCAGCACCCACAAGGAGGGCGCCUCGCACAACGAGCUAUCGCUGAGCAAUGUGGCUGGGAUAUUCUACAUACUGAUUGGCGGCCUGCUUGUCAGCGUGUUCGUGGCCAUCCUGGAGUACUGUUUCCGGAGCAAAGACUCGCGCUCCGCUUCCGGCGGAUCCGGCAUGGGAAUGGGCAUGGGCAUGGGCAUGGGGCUGGGCGGAGUGGGGGGCGGCAGUCUGGGCAAGGCCAACGGCUCCAUGAUGCUGGGCCCUUCGAGCGCCGUGCCCGGCGUGAUGCCGUCCACACAUCAAAGGAGUGCGCUGACGGACACCAUGCACGCCAAAGCGAAAUUGACCAUCCAAGCGAGCCGCGACUACGACAAUGGACGCGUCGGGUAUCUCAAUUGUGCCUCGUUGCAGUAUUACCCGCCCGCCCAGCUCUCGGCCACGCCCCCGACACCGGGGACGCCCUGCACAUGAACGCCCACGGGCAGGUCUGACAUGAGCACGCGCAGGAGUCGCGCCUCUGACGCACCCCCUGCGCCCCCACGAUCCGCCGGAUAAUGGCCAACAGUCGCCAGGAGACGGAGAAGAUGAUGGGUGGUGGUCACGGUGGUCACGGUGGCCACGGUGGCCACGGCGGCACCGUCAACGUAUCCGUUCCGGCCACCUGCUCGGGCAGCAUGAACGGCAGCCACGAGGGCAGCCUCACCUUGUCGCCGGGCAGCGGUAGUGCCACUCUGAUGCGCCACUCGCCGGACAUCAACCAGCAUCCGUAUGGCAAGUAAGUGCUCGGAUGGGUUAGCAAUAAGGACACCUAGUUGUAAGUACCACUUGAAAAGCCGCCAAACAUCUGCAUUCACAUACACACGGACAGGAGCUCAUAAAAUGCUGCAUACUUUGAGGCGUUGGCAGGAAAUUUUUCGUUAUUUCGCACCUUCUAACUUUCUCCGAAGUUAAGCAAAGUUAUUUUGAAAUGUUCCCAAUGAACCCAUUGUUCUGCUUAUUCUAUAUAAUGUUUGAAAACCCUUUUUUCUGUAUUUCAUGAACAAUUACAAAAAACAGUGCCAAAAUGUUUAAAGAUUUAACUGAAUUAAAAAAAUACAUUUCAAGCAUGCACCUUAGCAUUAAAAUCUGAUGCAGUUUUAAGUCAAAAGCAUUGUUCUUUUCAUGCCACGAACUUAAAUAAAAUGGAUUGCAAAAGUGAAAAUUGUAGAAUAUGUCAUAAUAUUCUUGGCCCACUUGAGGAGCGAUUGCUUGCGAUAUUAAUGGUUAUAAAUUUGCAAUAAGUGCACCAGAAUUUCAACAAUAAAUCUCGACGCUGAGCGAUGCAACAAAGUAUGCAGCUUUAUUUAUGUGGCCAAAUUCAAAUAAUUGCGCUGCGCAAUCAGUUGGCAAAUUUUUUUAGUCUGUCAGCAAUGCAAUGCAAAUGAAUGGUAUAAAUUAUUGCAUUACUGUUAACAGUCAGCUGAGCUGAGUUGUGCUGAGGAUCGGAUCGGAUGAGAUGCAGUCAGGUGGGGCGGGAAAAUGAGGGCAAACAACCGAAUGACAACAUAAACGAGGCGGAAGAGACAACAUGCUAAACACGAAAUAACCAUAAACACACACAGAAAUACGCGGCCAGCUGCAUACUUACAUAUAUAAACACUGCAAUUCAUUGCAUUCAAAUGACUGAUUAAUAUUUUUAAUAAACAACACAUGCGCCGCAACUCAAUAGCUAACAGGAAAAAUGUGAAAACACGCACAAAACAUGGGAUAAGUGUUCAGAGCGGGAUAUUCAUUUUUUUUCCUCCUCAAUUAUCAUUGCGGGAUUUGUUGUCGCUUAUUUGUUUAUAAUUAAAUUACAGAAAAUAUGGGCAAAGAAAAAACGCUAAUGAAUACAAAGCGAGUGUCAGAGGGGGGCCCAAAACAAAUAUUGUAAUAAAUUAAUUAGCGCUAAAUAAAGAAAAUAGUUUAACCCAUAGUUCAGCUCAUGAAUG
Molecule: messenger RNA, 5520 nt
Organism: Drosophila elegans
Lineage: Eukaryota; Metazoa; Arthropoda; Insecta; Diptera; Drosophilidae
Gene: GluRIB
Product: glutamate receptor 1
Exons: 17
Coding region: 746-4021 (1091 amino acids)
Biological process (GO): modulation of chemical synaptic transmission; synaptic transmission, glutamatergic
Cellular component (GO): postsynaptic membrane; plasma membrane
Molecular function (GO): transmitter-gated monoatomic ion channel activity involved in regulation of postsynaptic membrane potential; glutamate-gated receptor activity
Source: RefSeq, a predicted model, not a curated record